Molecule: messenger RNA, 1473 nt
Organism: Micromonas pusilla CCMP1545
Lineage: Eukaryota; Viridiplantae; Chlorophyta; Mamiellophyceae; Mamiellales; Mamiellaceae
Product: NhaA Na+:H+ antiporter family
Exons: 2
Coding region: 1-1473 (490 amino acids)
Biological process (GO): regulation of pH; sodium ion transport
Cellular component (GO): plasma membrane
Molecular function (GO): sodium:proton antiporter activity
Source: RefSeq, a predicted model, not a curated record
AUGGCGUCCGCGCGCGCGCCCGUCGCGCUCGGCCGCAGCUCCGCGAGGCGCUCGGUCAUCCCCGCGUCGUCGCCGUCGUCCGUCGCCGUCGUCGAGGGCGACGGCGAGGUCCGCGAGAAGAAAUGGAGCGAGAUGGACAUCCACGAGCUCCUCGACCAAGGUCUCGGCUCCAUCAUGCUCCUCGGCGCCACCGCGCUGUCGCUCUUCCUCGCGAACUCCGCGAUGAGCGGCGGCUUCAUCGGGUUUUGGGAGCACUUCCACAUCGGCCCCGCCUCGCUCGGCCUCCACCUCAACGCGCACGAGUGGGUCAACGAGGGUCUCAUGGCCAUCUUCUUCUUCAUGGUCGGCCUCGAGAUCAAACGCGAGUUCGUCUUCGGCUCUCUCUCCAACGUCAAAGCCGCGCUCCUUCCGUGCUUCGGCGCGCUCGGCGGCAUGGUGGCGCCCAUGGGCAUCUACCUCGCGCUCAACUCCGUGACGGGCGGCAUCCCCGCGGGCUGGGCCAUCCCCAUGGCCACCGACAUCGCGUUCGCGAUGGGCGUGUACAACUUUUUCAAGAACCGCAUGCCCCCCGCCGUCGCCACCUUCCUCCUCACGCUCGCCACCGUGGACGACCUCGGCGCGAUCGCGGUCAUCGCGGUAUGCUUCGCGAAGGGCAUCGUCCCCGCGUACCUCGCCGCCUCCGCCGGCAUCUGCGCGGUGCUCGCGAUCUGCUGCAAGAAGAAGGUGUCCAACAUGAUCGUCUACUCCGCGCUCGGCGUCGCGCUCUGGUUCGCGCUUCUCAAGGGGGGCAUCAACGCGGACAUCGCCGGCGUCGUCGCCGCGCUCGCCAUCCCCGCGGACGCGGACGCCCCCGCGGGAUCCCACGCGCACGCGUUCGAGGACGGCAUGAAGGUGACGCUCAUCGACGACCUCAUCCACUUCCUUCACCCGAUAUCGUCGAUGCUCAUCAUGCCGCUGUUCGCGUUGGCGAAUUGCGCCGUCGUGGUGCAGGCGUCGGCCAUGGCGGGCGUCUUCACCGCGCCCGUGGGCCAGGGCAUCAUGGCGGGUCUCCUCGUGGGCAAGCCGCUCGGCAUCGCCGCGAUCUGCAUGGCGGCGAUCAAGAUGAACCUGUGCUCGUUCCCGCCCGGGAUGAACCUCAAGCACAUGCUCACCGUCGGCAUGCUCGCGGGGAUCGGCUUCACGAUGUCGCUGUUCCUGAUCGAGCAGGCGCUCGUCGGGAUGCCGGUGGCGAGCGUGACCGCGAAGCUCGCGAUUCUGGUCUCCUCGGGGAUCGCCGCGACGGUCGGCGGAUUCGCGAUGACGCGAUUCCCCGUGUACUUCUGUGAGAUUGUGUGCGACGACGACGGGUGCGCGCCGGAGCUGUUCGAGGAGGCGAAGUUCAAGAGCGAAAACGAUUGCGACGAGGACGGGUGCGUCCCGAAGUUUGACGAACCCGUCAGCGCGGUGACGGGCGAGGCGAAGAAGGAGCAGUGA